Carya illinoinensis is the source of this 1254-nucleotide messenger RNA. Its product is annotated as protein FAR1-RELATED SEQUENCE 5-like. NCBI's taxonomy places the organism in Eukaryota, Viridiplantae, Streptophyta, Magnoliopsida, Fagales, Juglandaceae. The coding region runs from base 1 to 1254 and encodes 417 amino acids. The record is from RefSeq and is a predicted model, not a curated record. The transcript is spliced from 3 exons.
AUGGGAAACGAGAAAGAACAGCCAACUACAUGUCCAUCAUCUAGCUCAAAUCCUCCAUCGGAGGCCAUACCAUCAACCACGCAAAACAUUCCACCUUACAUGGCUGGUUACUUUGGACCAGUGCCUACGUGGUCACCAACUUUUCUACCAUAUCUGGCUGGUAACCAAUAUCCAAUCAACAUACAGAAUUCUGGUUACGGAUUUCAAGGAAUCAUGGAACCUCCGACUCCUAUCAGUAAUACAAGCUCUGCCACGAGCAAGAUAUUUGGUUCAGAACCCGAUAAUAGAGCUAAUGGUGUGGAAUCUGAAGCGCCUUGUGGAUCUCCUAUAGUUGAACAGCGUACUGAGGAACAACCAAAUCAUACGGAAUCUAAUAGUGGCAGUCCCUUGAAAUCUCAAAAUGUCGAAGUGGUUGAUGAUGAUACGAUUGAGGAGCCAAAGUCGGGAAUGGAGUUUAAUUCUCUUGAAGAGCUAUUAUGUUAUUAUAAGGAGUACGGUAAGAAAUGCGGGUUUGGGGUGAUGACAAAACGGACUGAUAGGGGAGAAGAUGACUCUGUUAGAUACGUCACUCUUUGUUGUGCCCGAGGUGGGAAGGCCCGGAAUAGGACGUUGAAUGUUGCCAAGCCACGUCCAACAGGAAAGACAGAAUGUAAGGCAAGGAUUAAUGCCUUAAAGCAAGAUGGAGUGCUGAGGUUGACGACUGUUCAUAAUAUCCAUAACCAUGGCCUCAGUCCGAAGAAAUCUCGCUUCUUUCGAUGUAAUAGAGAAGUUAGUGAGGCCGUAAAAAGGGUCCUAGAUACGAAUGAUCAAGCUGGCAUCCGAGCGAGUAAGAGUUAUGGAUCUCUCGUUGUUGGAGCGGGUGGAUUCGAGAAUCUCCCCUUUCUCGAAAAGGAUUGUCGCAAUUAUAUUGACAAGGCAAGACAUCUACGACUUGGCGCCGGUGGUGCUGGAGCGCUUCGACAGUAUUUCUUACGGAUGCAAUAUAAAAAUCCUGGAUUUUUUUAUAUGAUGGACAUAGAUGAUGACGGGAGGUUAAAGAACGUCUUUUGGUCAGACCCCCGUAGUAGAGCAGCGUACCAAUAUUUCGGCGAUGUGGUGACAUUCGACACCACAUACCUAACAAAUCGAUAUGGGAUGCCCUUUGCACCAUUUGUUGGUGUAAACCACCAUGGGCAGUCAAUUCUGUUGGGAGCCGGCUUGAUUUCUAGUGAGGAUACCGAGACAUUUGUGUGGUUAUUUGAGACAUGGUUGUAA